This is a messenger RNA of Photinus pyralis (common eastern firefly), 1743 nucleotides long. RefSeq names its product adhesion G protein-coupled receptor L3-like. The record is from RefSeq and is a predicted model, not a curated record. Bases 178 to 1515 code for a protein of 445 amino acids. Gene Ontology annotation, biological process: cell surface receptor signaling pathway; G protein-coupled receptor signaling pathway. Gene Ontology annotation, molecular function: G protein-coupled receptor activity. Gene Ontology annotation, cellular component: membrane. Lineage: Eukaryota; Metazoa; Arthropoda; Insecta; Coleoptera; Lampyridae. The transcript has 5 exons.
AGACGCGCCACAGCAUCCCUUAAAAUGAGCGCUUUCUUUUCACCCCUUUCAUCUCUUUAUUUAGUUGGAUGCCUGUGUGUUGUAAGUUGAUUGUUUAUCAAUUAGGAUGUGUACGUUUAAAUAAAAGAAUAACUAUGGAGCUCAUGUUGAAAAUUUUCUGCACUAUCAACCGCUGAAAUGCGACGUCUACUGCUUUUAAUCGACGUGUGCCGUUCCAUCCACGUCGGUUUAGGCUUCUACAACUCGACGACGAAGCUCGACGAGGACUACUACCUCAAUUACGACUACGAACUGAUCGGUAAUGUGUCCGAGAUGUCGGAGGCGAAAUCGGACCUACUCAUCCUCCCCAAUCCCGAGACCUUUCAGUCGAAGUACACCGUCGACGUCCUGCCGAAGGUCGACCUUCCCGACGACUCGCUCGCCGACACGGACCUGCGCGAUCACGACUUCAUCGACAAUCUAAUGUACGUCUACUACGGCUCGCACAAUCGGAACGGUAGCGGUUACGGAUCGGAAAUAAUCAUCAUCGGGUCGGUUUUGAGUUGCGCCGCCCAGCUCCUGACGAUCUUCUGCGUUCUGCUGCGCAAGAAUUUAAUCGGAAAGAGGGAGAUCAACAAAAUGUUCCUUCAUCUCAUGGGGUGCCUGUGCCUGUCCAAUCUCGUGUUCAUGCUGGGGGUAUAUGCCACGAAGAGCGUGAUUAAGUGCCAAACCGUCGCGCUAUUGCUCCACUACUUGCAUUUACUCACGGCGUUUUGGAUCUUUCUUUACUGCUACUACGUCUACAAGUCCCUGUCGCACAGUUCCGUACCGAAACUGAAAUGUCUAUUCACAACGGCCUACGGCUCUCCCGCUCUACUCUCCGUCGUAUCGUUUCUCCUGGCCCCGAAGAGCUACGAGACGAAGAAGUUCUGCUUCGUGUCCGUUCAGAAGGGAAUGCUGAUCAAUUACAUGCUGCCGAUUUCCAUUUUGAUUGUAAUCACGACGAUGUAUUCGCUGAACGGCAUACGAAAGAUUAACCUGGAGCUCUCCAAGCUCGAGAUGACAUCGUCGGCGGAGUCGCUGAACAUGCUCCGGAGCGAAUCGGAGUGUACCGAGAGCGAUAAGAGACUAGAUGUCGCCAGUGAGGAGGUGACCAGUUUGAAGGAGUGCAAGGGUUGCCUCAAGGUACUGUGCGUUAUACAAACGAGCUACGACGUCGUCUGGUUCACCGCCGUCUUAGCGUUGGAAAACGUCAACUACAGCAAUAGCAUGCCAAUAUUUUAUACCAUCUUUUCAUUGUUACUGAACUGGUACAUUUUCGCCAAAACCAAAGCGUUUCUGCCCACGAUUUUCUACACUGCCGAAGUCGUCGCCGACAUUGGAAGUCUUGAGAUUGACAAAACCGCAAUGGGGAACCUCUCCGUUUCGGCAUCGCGACGUAGUUCAUCAGACAACGUUCCUUUACUCGUCAACUCGGACUUGUGUACGGAGAUGCACGAACUGCGCCAAGAAACUAUAAGUACUAUAAGUAGUUAAGGAAAUGAGAAGAGAUUAUGAUGCAUCGGCCUAUAUCAGUAUUAAUAUAACUUCUUAAACAUUUAACUGACAAAAUUCUAAAUGUUGUAGAUUACUGACAAAUGUAAUCUGUAAAUAAUCAUUUAUUAGAUAGUUUGUUUUUAUAUUUAUCCUUCUCGAAAAACGUGUUAGACUAAGGUUGUACAUUUUGUUAUGAUCUAAGAGUUUAUUACGUUAAAUGAGAAAGAU